GACAGUUGGAAAGAAGUUGUAUAGGGGUAUAGGAGUCAAACAUAUGUUGAAUGUUGAACGACUUAUUUAAAUAACAAAAUGAGUCAGGAGGAUUUGUUAGCUCAAAUAAAGGAUUUAAAAGAAAAAUUAGAAGCUGCUAAACAGAAAAAUGUUCGGCAAAAGAUUAAAGAAAUGUCGUCUGAAGUCAUAGAUUCAAAUCCAUACAGUCGCCUCAUGGCACUUAAACGUAUGGGCAUAGUCAACAACUAUGAAAAGAUUAGAGAUUACACAGUAGCAGUUGUGGGUGUUGGAGGUGUAGGAAGUGUUACAGCUGAAAUGCUUACCAGAUGUGGCAUCGGAAGACUGAUUUUAUUUGAUUAUGAUAAAGUUGAACUUGCAAACAUGAACAGACUAUUUUUCCAACCCCAUCAGUCUGGAUUAAGUAAAGUAGAAGCUGCUGCAGAAACUUUAAGAAGCAUCAACCCAGAUGUUGAUAUUCAUACUUACAACUACAAUAUUACUACAGUAGAAAACUUUGAUAAUUUUACUGAGGUUUUAAGAACAAGCAGUUUGACUGGGGGCCCUAUAGAUGUGGUAUUAAGUUGUGUGGAUAAUUUUGAAGCUAGAUUUGCUAUUAAUACUGCUUGUAAUGAAUUCAAUUUGACUUGGUUUGAAUCUGGAGUCUCAGAGAAUGCUGUAUCUGGACAUAUUCAAUUUAUUGUACCUGGAGAAACAGCCUGUUUUGCUUGUGCUCCACCUCUGAUUGUUGCAUCAAACAUAGAUGAGAGUACUUUAAAAAGAGAUGGAGUAUGUGCUGCUAGUCUUCCAACUACUAUGGGUAUAGUAGCAGGUUUUCUGGUCCAAAAUACCUUGAAAUAUCUUCUUCAGUUUGGCCAAGUCACAAAUUAUUUAGGAUACAGUGCAUUAACAGAUUUCUUUCCAACAAUGAGUCUAAAACCUAAUCCAAACUGUGAAGAUUCACACUGUAGAUCAAGACAACGAGAUUUUGCCUUAAAACCCAAGCCAGAAAUAGCUGUGGAGGCUAAAGAAGAAAAGCCUGUACAUGAAGAUAAUGAGUGGGGUAUUAGUUUAGUAGAUGAGAGUUUAGAUGUCAAGGAAGAGGUCGAUAUUGCACAGGGUGUUCAAUUGGCUUAUGCAUUACCUAACCAGAAUGCUGUUGAGGAAUGUGAAGAAGCUACAGCAGCUAAUGAAAUUAGUUUAGAUGAGCUUAUGUCAAAAUUGAAAGAUAUUUAAUAGUUAAUUGUUAAAAAAAAAUAUCAUUCCUUUAUUUAUUAAUAAUUAUUUUUGUCUAAUUAUAUAGAAUGAGUCAGAAUGUCUAGAAUACUUUACCUAAUAAUAAUGCUACAGUCUUGAAAGCUGCAAGAAUUAAAUAAAUUUUUGUUUAUAAAUCAGUUACUUUGGCUAUACAGAGUAUGAGAAGUAUGUUACAGCUAUUUUAUAUAACAAAUAAACAGUAUGUUAUUAAAUUGGAGUGCAUUUGCAGAUGUCUCACAUUGAAAAGAAAAAAUCAUUCAGUUAGCUAUAAUUUUUCCCAUUACUGGUGACUCACUCUGUAUUGUAUUUAAUGUAUUAUUAACUAUUGUUUGUUUUAUUGGUGUUUUUAUUAAAAUUUUGUAGUGUUUGUUAU
This is a messenger RNA of Diabrotica balteata, 1627 nucleotides long. The record is from the annotation of a GenBank genome assembly. Lineage: Eukaryota; Metazoa; Arthropoda; Insecta; Coleoptera; Chrysomelidae.